Molecule: messenger RNA, 19605 nt
Organism: Mus musculus (house mouse)
Lineage: Eukaryota; Metazoa; Chordata; Mammalia; Rodentia; Muridae
Gene: Cers6
Product: ceramide synthase 6
Exons: 9
Coding region: 13130-13915 (261 amino acids)
Biological process (GO): sphingolipid metabolic process; ceramide biosynthetic process
Cellular component (GO): membrane; endoplasmic reticulum membrane
Molecular function (GO): DNA binding; sphingosine N-acyltransferase activity
Source: RefSeq, a predicted model, not a curated record
CAUGUUGCCUCCCCUCCCCUGCCCUCCCCCAAGUUUUUAAAGGAAACCUGCCUCAUUCUUUAUGCCAACCCAGACGUGGAACACAACAAAUAUUGGCAGAUACUGACACCCUUAUGAAGCAUGACACCUGGUGGGAAAAUGGACCAGGAAAACCUGAGGGAGGGAACAGUAGUUUGUAAGGGUUUGGGAUUUCCAGUGUGGAUCCAAUAAAUAAAGUUAACUUCCUAAUGUAACUUCAAGGAGACAGAUUCGAAGGCCUGUCAUGGUGUUUUCUACCAGCCAUCUUGGAAAUCCAGCAUUCAAAGGCACAGAAUGCUUCCACAGUUUGAAUUGAAUAGGCAGAAUUUUAUCAAGACCAAUUUCCUACUAAUAAAAACUAAGAUUUUUAGGAUAAUGCUAAUCAAGGGGUAAUAACAAAGCCCUAUAUUCCUAGAGAUUUAAGAAAUAGCUAUAUUCUAUUUCUGGAUGCAUUUUAAUGAGGCAUUGCCUGACAGUAAGGGAUAUAAUGAAAGUCUCUUCUGUUUGCAAAUUUUGAAUUUCAUGGCUUAUAGACUGCAUGCUAAUAAAGCUGUUAAAAGUAAUAAAAGGCAGUGGCAGGCAGAGGGCUCUCUGGGUAAUCUGAAUUGAGACGCUGGGCACUCGUGUAAAAGCUGGGAUCCAGAAUGCAUCUGUAAUCCUGGCAUAGGGGAGGCAGAUCUUGGAGUGCAGUGGCCAAGUCGUCUAGACAAAUGGGUGAGUUCCAGGGUCUUCCAACAGGAAGACCCUAUUUCAAAAAACUAGGGUGAGAAGUGAUGGAAGACGUCACUGUCCAGACAUCAACUUCUGUCCUCCAUGUGCAGGAACAAGCGCACAGACCAUACAAAGACUGUCACACACAUGCACAUGCACACGCACGCACACGCACACGCACCCUAUCUUUAGAUGGUGAUACUGGACACACUUAGGGAAAUCAGGGGAAGAUCUUGUCAUUAUGUACAUACCCAGCUGAAGGUGAGACAAGCCCUGUGUGCUCUUCGUCUUAGGAAUGUGGCCAUGGCUGUCUGUCCAGCCCUUUCUCUAAGGAGCUUAGGCCUGACACUUAUUAUUUCAACAGUAACAUCAAUGAAAGCAGCCCUUAGCCAUGGCCCUUUCUAUUUUGAACUCAAGUUGCAUUCGCCAUUUCAGGUUUAUCUUUCUAUUAGUCAAAAGAAAGUAUUUUGACAUUGCAUGAUGAAGACUGAGGGAGUGAAUGAGAUGCAGAGCCAUAGCAUAAGUCCCUGCAGCUGGGUAGAUGUGAAGAGAUGGGAUCAUCAGGAGGGUAGGAUAUUUAUAAAAUCUUGGGUGUGUGUGUGUGUGUGUGUGUGUGUGUGUGUGUGUGUGUGUGGCAGCUAAGGAGAUACAAUCUGUGAAACACUUCUUAUCCAUAAGCUCAGUACUGGUUCCUGGCAGGAUUUAUGCAUCCAGGGCUCCAAUCACCAGCUGGAAUGGCUUCCUGAUUUGGUCUUACCCUGUCUCCAAAGACGCCGAGCUCUAUCACUAAGCCAUGAGUCUCAGCAAGAGUCAGGUUGGACUGUGGCCCGUGCUCUCUCUUCCUGGGCCAGCUCUGGUAGCACAGUGCAGCCUCCUCUACAACUGGUCUUAUAAUAGUUUUUUUUAUUUUUAAACACAAAUGUGUACAGGCAUCAGUCACCCAGGGAUCUUGUUAAGAUACAGUUUGAUUCCCUACGUGUGCAUAGGCAGCUGGGAUUCUGCAGCUUCAACAGGCUCACAGUGGCCCUUGAUGCUGCAGGCCCACAGACUACAUUUUAAGUAGUGAUCACCACUAGACUCAUUGUGUGUCUCUUUCCUUAAAUUCACUUAGUCUUUACCUGUGUACCCAGGGAGUUGUCAUGUUACCUUUACUUAGAAAUGUUUCUAAAUGAGGGCUAGAGGUGUGGUAGUGUGCAGGCACAAUGGAGAAGGGGAAGUGUAUGGUAUAGAGCUCUUGUGCCUGUGUCAGACAGAUAAGACCUGAAUAUGUAUGCAUAGGUCCACGUGCUAUGGACAGUCGGGAGCUAAAGAUCUAAACAGAAAGAUCAGCUCUUGAAGGUCUAUAAGCCUUUCUGGGAUGACCACUGGGUCACUGCUAACACUAGGUCCAUGUGUAUAACUCAGUUUUGAUGUGCUCUUACUGGACACUACUCUUGACUUCUGGGUUGGUAGUAGAUCUCUAUUUCCAGGGACUGUUCGCCUGUUUACUCAAGAGUUUCUCCUGUGGAUUCUAAUGCUUGUCUUCUCCAGAUUAGUCUCAGGCUUCUUUCUUUCCUUACCCUCCCUUAGUCUCUCCAGAAAUGAUUUCUUCUCAAGAACUGCUUCCCAAGCCAUGUGUGUCCAGUGCAGAUAUUUCUACCAAGGAUUCGUUCUGCUCUCUGCAGCAUCUUGUGUUGCUACUCUAACUCCCAAAACAUCAUUUUAAAAUAUUCCAUCCACACAGCCUGUCACUUUAAAACUUGGAUGAUUUUUCUACAACUGGAGCUUGAGUACUAGACUUCUUAUCUUGACAGCCAGAGUCUGGCCUUAGCCAUGCUGGAGGUCAGUUCUUCCACGGGGUUGGGCUUUUACUGCCAGGGCUAACUCACAAGUCAUGUGUAAUACUUUUAGCCUAGAACGCCCAGUAAUUCUGGUUGCACUCUGUCUGUCCCCUACCAAUUCCUCAAUUCCUAGGCACAGACAAAAUUCCCAAGCCUGGCUUAUGAGUCUGGACUGAGCAGUAUGGCCUGACUCACGGGACUGGACGGAGCAUGACUCCUUUCAAAUCCUCAGAGCACUUACUGCAAUUGUUGAUGUUUGAAAUGGAAUCUUCUCCUGCUUUGUGUGAUAACAACUAUUCUUAAUCUCUUCAUUGUAUCAUGACUGCCAAGGAGUACAGGAUCACACACAUUCUUCCCAGCUUUUCCCAUAACACAAAGACUCUACCAAAUAUUUGUAUACUGAUCAUGGCUUAAAAUGGCAUUGUUUUGGAAGGAGUUGCUGGUUUCUCAGUUACCACAUGUGUCCACAACCAAAGAAUGCUAGUUACAUACCAGCCUAGUGUAAAUACUUUUCAGGAAAAUUUUCUGACUCUGGGAAGUUGGAUGAAAAUUUCAAAGACAAACUCUAAGAUCUGGAUGUAUAGUAUAAGCCUAUAGAUCCAGUUAGUCCUGAGGCUGAUGUGAGAGCAUUCAUAGCCCAGGCAAUACAGUGAGAUCCCCAUCUCAACCAAAACAAAAAAUUCAAAGGAAACAAUGACAUGGUGGAGAACAUAGAAUACUAUGAGGGAUAAAGUAGAAUUACAUGAUUAUUUUUAAUCUGUUAAAAAAAAAAAAACCCAGAUCUAGAAGAAUAGUGAAACCAGUGAAGGUAUCCUGUUUGUUUGUUUUUGUUGUUAGCAACUCAGCACAAACUAGAGUCACUGGACGAUGGAAUCUCAAGGAAUUGCUUCAAUCAGACAGACUGUGGGCAUGUCUGUAGGGCAUUUUAUUGGUUAAUGGUUGAUUGGGGGAGGGUCCAGCCCACUGUGGGCAGUGCCACCCUUGGACAGGUAGUCCUGAGUUAUGUACAAAAGCAGGUGGAUCCAUCCACGGAGAUCAAAUCACUAAGGAACAUUCAUUCACGGCCAUUGUGCUGGAUAGUUUUAUGUCAAUUUGAUACCACAUAGAGUGAUCUGAGAGGAGGGAAUCCCAAUUGAGAAAAUGCCUCCUUAAGAUCUGAGUGUGGGCAAGCCUGUAGUAUUUUUUAAAAUUAAUGAUUGAUGGAAGGCCCCAGCCCAUUGUGGCUGAUGGCCCUGGGUUUUAUAAGAAAGCAGGCUGAGCAAGCCAUGACGAGCAAGCCAGUAAGCAGCACUCUUCCAUAGCUUCUGCGUUAGCUGCUGUCUCUAGAUUGCUGCAUUCUGAGUUCCUGACUUGAUUUCCUUUGGUGAUAAACUGUGAUGUGGAAUUUAAGCCAAACAAAGCCUUUCCUCCCCAGGUUGCUUUGGUCAUGGUCAUCACAGCAGCCCUUACUAAGUCAAUCUCUGAUUUAGUUCCUGCCUCCAAGUUUUCGUCUUGACUUUCCCUGGUGUUGAAUUGUGAUUGGGAAGGGUAAGCAAUAUUAACCCCUUCCUGUCCAAAUUGCUUUGGUCAGUAUUUUAGCUUAGUAACAGAAAGCAAAUUAAAACAAAUGGGUAUCAUAAACAUGGGGUAUUUCUGUAAUAGACAUGACUGCUCUUGGGAGGAAGCUAUUCUGUGUGACCUUGGAAGAUAAUGCAGAGAAAUGCAAAUCAUAACAAUCCAGCUUGUUAAGUUUCACAGAGAAGUUUGAAAAUCAGUUCCUCACGGACUCUUAUUUUGCCGCCCAAGUGCUGUGUUUAAAUUAAGAAUCUGGUUGUGGUCAGUUGUGACUAAAGAACUAUGAUUUACAACAGACCAAUAGCACUGAGAGUGAAACCUUUGCUUUAGUGAAACAUUUGUGCUGGUUAGCUGGGAUCUAUGAUUAACAAGAGAUUAACAUUACUGAGGUGAAAUCUGGCAAAUAUUUCCUCAGAACCAUUACACAGAAGCUAUGGUCCAGUGGGGAGCCAAGGCUGCAUGUCAAGUUGGUAUUGGAACUUGGGAAUGUGUCCCCACAUGUCUCCCGCGUGACACUGGUUUUGAAGGAAUGAAGGAGUCAGAGGGAGUAGCUGAGGCUUGGCACCAUGCAGGGUUUGAAUCCCUGCGGAGAGGCCAAGAGGCCUUUGGUGAACUUAAAGCCUCAAUUGCAGUGGAGACCCAGGAAUUUAAAGGCUAAUAAUAAAGAAAGGCUAAAACUUGGCACCCUAAGAAGCCAGGAGACCACUGAUGAGUGUAUAACCUCAACUGCAAUAGAGAGUAUCGUUUUGGAGAUUCUGGGAUGAUGAGAUGAUUGCCAGGGAUAACCGCCCUGUAGAACGAGCCAGCCUGAGCCUACAAGACAAGUCAGUGUGCUGAAAAUUGCAAAUCUGGAGAAAUUGAGGUAGCUCUAAGGCAGUGAGACCCCAGAAGAUCUUGAGUGAGUCCUAAACACCUGAACUCUUUACACGUUUGACUUUGGUUGUUCUUUGAUCUGAUUGUAAUUGUGCCCUUUCUCUUCCCUUUUAGAACUAGAAAGUAUAACUUGUUUUUGCAGGAGCCCAUAGUUAAGAGACUGGAUACUUUAAUUAAGAUAACUUGGACUUAUAAAGUGUUAAAAAAUGUAGACUAUGGGAUUUAAAAAGCUGGAUUGUGUUUUACAUUAUAAUAUUAGCAUAAGAUAUGAGGGACGAAUGACAAAGGAAAAGUUGUGGGUUUGUGUGUUGAGUUGACCAGGAAUCAGUUGUGUUGGUUAGUUUUUUCAACAUGGCACAAACUAGAGUCUCCUAGGAAGAAGUAACGUCAGUUGAGGAAUUGCCCUCUCAGAUUGUCUUGUAGUCAGGUGUGUGGGACAUUGUAUUAGUUACUGGUUGUGGGACAUUGUAUUAGUUACUGGUUGUGGGACAUUGUAUUAGUUACUGGCUGGUUUGGAAGGGUCCAACCAACUGAGGUCAGUGCCACUGCUGGGCUGAACAGUACGUGGCAAGAACUACUGUGCCCUCCACUUCCCUUCUGGUCUCCAAGUGCCUGCCUGUCUUCCCUUCAUGAUGGAAUGGAAAGAAUGAGCCAAACAAACCCGUUUUUUUGUUUUUUUGUUUUUUUUGCUCACGUUGCUUUUGUUCAGUAUUUUGUGUGAGCAAUAGAAAUAUUUUACUAUCAUCUAGUGGACUUUUUAAAUGGAUGUGUAGGUCUUAGUCCAGGGUGUUUGGACAUGUUAAUUUUAGAAUUCGUGUCCCAAGCACAGUAACAUUUUCAUUCAUCUCUCUUCCCUAGUAUGUCUCCUUACAAAACAAAAAACAAAAAACCAAAAACAACAACAAAACAAAACAAAAAGGUUGUCUGCUAUUCAGAAGAACUAAGAUCACAUUAGAAAGCUAGAGAACACAGAUUUGCUGUGUGUGUGUAUUUUUUUCUGUUAUAUUACCUUCUAUUUAAGACAAUAUGGACUCCCUCCAGAUGCCAUGAAGUACAUUUACCAGCACAUGUCGGGGGUUAAAUAUCUUUUAUACCUUUUAUUUAAGCAGGAUGUAAUUGAUUGAAAGGGUGAACUUGCUGUGUGAUAACCUUAAAAUGGAGUGUGAAAAAUAAUCCUGCAUCAAAGAUUAGUAAUAACAAUUACUCUAACUGAACUUUUCCCCUCACAGCUUUGAAGAACAGAACCUUAGGUUCUAGAAACUGACACUUGAGGUUCCCAUUAGGAAUUCUAUCUCAGAACUGAUAUGGAUUAAAAUCAUUCCAAAUGCCCCUGUUUCUGGAUACCACUCUGGAGUGGCAGAGCCUUGCUUCUACAAAGAAGCCCUGCGGUUGUCUCAAUAUGUGAUUCCACUGGAUUUGGGAGAACUUGCCAGUGACAAUGAGGGCCUAAUCAGUUGCCUUCACGCCAUCAGUUUGCCCACUGUGAGUGAAAUUGCUGCUUUAUUUGGAUAAAUGAACAGUGCUGUCUGGGGACCUGAAAGAGGAAAUGGAACCAGUAAUUGGGGUGGAGGAACAGUAGUCAGAUUGCACAGGAAACAGGUAGUCAAUCUCUUCAAUUCUUUAAUUUGAGAUCAUUCAAGUACAUCAUGUUCUAAGUGCCUUUACCAAAUUUUCAUAACCACAUAUUUGUUUGCUAACAAACACACACCUCAACAAAAUAUAUGUGAACUAUUUCCAUAUCUCUCUCAAUCUGGGAAGAAGCAAAUUUUACCAAGGGUGGGGGUUGGGGGGACAGAGUUGCUUUUUUAUCCUAUCAUGCAGUGAACAUCCUGAAACUGGCAUUUUUUUACUUUGUUAUAUAGGGUCUUGUGAAGCUAAUGCUGGCUUUGAAUAAUGAAUGUAGUUAUUUUUAUUUUUUGUGGCUAGUGGUAGUGUUGCUGUGUAUAAAGGUGUGUAUAUGUAUAGACCGCAGAGAAUACUUUGCCAAUGAAGAGAGGGUCUUUUUCAUUGACCUAGAGCUCAUUGAAUAGGUUAGACAGGGUCUGCCUUUUUCUGCUUCCCCACUGUUAGAAUUACAACCAUGAACUACCAUGCUCAGCUUUUUUUACAUGGAUGCUAGACAUCCAAACUCAGGAUCUCAAGGAUUUUGCCAACUGAAGUGUCUAGCCAGCCCAUUCAAUACAGGUUUUGUUUGGUCAGUUGGUUCAUUUAGUUGGGUUUUGGACACAGGGGUUCUUCUUUUUUGUUAAAGAGAAGGAAUGAGAAAUUGUUAUGGUCUAUAACAAUGACAUCUUCAUCUUCUUUCUUUCAGUAUGGGAUGUGUAGUCAGCAGUGUUUCAAUACUGAUCCUGAGUCUAAACAAAAUAUGAUAAGGCAUAGAAUUCAACUGGUUUUUUUGCUUUUAUGGUGGUAGAAGUGACUGUUCACAGAUAUGAAACGGUCGCUGGGCAGCUCAGUCCCAUCAUCCAAAGCACACGAACACCCAAUAUUUCUCAGUGCAUAUUUUAUACUACUCUUCAACACUGUUGUUGUAAAUACUUUAUAACAUAUAGGUUGUAUUCAGGUCAGUUUUAGUGUUGGGGCAGAAGUGGGCAGACUCUUACGUACAUAGCUAGAAUGUAAAUACUUAAGAGCAUGAUAGAUUUUGUUGUAAUAACAUCUCUGCCAUUGUGGCUCAAGAGUAGCUGGAGACGAUACAAAUGGAAAAAGCUGGCCCUUCCAAGAACAUGUCUUUUACUGAGAUUGAAAUGUGAAUAUAUCAUUUUCAUAUUAUGAAAUACUAGGUUUUUAAACCCUUUCAGCCAUUACAAAAUGUAAAACUCUUCUAAGCUCUUGGACUAUACUGAAACAAGACAGCUGGUGUAUCUAGCCCAGUAGCCCAUUGUUUGCUGUGCUCUGCCUUAGGGUUGUAAAACUAUACUGGUAUUUUGUUUGGCAUUCUCCAGACAGGUAAUGUGGUUCCCCAAUGUACGGCACUUCCCAGAGGCUCCCUACCAUAGGAACAUCAGGACCUAUCUGGAAUAGGAUGCCAGUUACCAGUAUUCCUGGCUCAUGGUGUCUUGAGGGUACUUAGCUGUGUUUAGCCCAACCUAACAACUGUUGAAGCUGUGAUUGUUUCCCUACUCUCAUGGUGGAAGAUAUGAAGACCUAUAGGGUGGCCUAUUGGCAGUGUACCCUUCUACUUAGACUCUCAUUUUAAGCCUUGCUCCUUCUUUAUAUCCUAGCCCUGUGGUCUGCGGUACAGCACUCGGGCUUUCUUCUUAGUCCAUCACAUUCUCCUUGUCAUCUGGCUGUGGCUCUCACUCAGUGGCUAAUUGCAGCAAAACAAACUUCUGUUAAAAAUACUGAACAAGGCAUGCACCUUGGUCAGCUGGCAGCAUGUUCAGUGUGUUUGUGCUCUGCUUAUAUUUGGUCCACUGGUUUCCCUUUAGACUUUAAAUUAGUAACAGUCUUUUUUGAUAAAAAUUUUCAAAUAGUUGUGUCCAACAUGGAAAUGGAUGAAGACAAAGAAGAGGAAUAAUCAAAUUUAUUAAAGCUAAUAUUCAUAAUGAAUGUUUGCCUGCCAGCCAUUUUGUCCUUUUGUUUUUAUCUUUUAAAAUAUAUAAAUUUAUGUCUGAUUUAGAUUAGUCCUGCAGUCAGGACAAUCGAUUUUGGUCAUGAAGCACUUGUAAAAGCAUAGAUAGCAUUCAUUAAAAAUUAGGAGAAGUUACUCAAAAGCCUAUUGUCCAGAAAUAAGUAUUUAUCAUUUAAUGCCUCCAUAGUAUCAUAGUUCAUACAUGUACCUCCACAAAUGUACAUGUACAAGCAGUGCUGUGUUUGUGUGGGUUUGAUAGAUUGGUACCUACAGAUAGAUGGUAAGGAAAAAGGGAGAGGGAUGGGCUGUCUGCAGGCCAACUCUCCAUCCUUACUUCUUCCUCUGCAUCUGCAUGCUGUACUUGUGUUACCAUUAACCAUGCUUGAGUUAGUGUCUCUGUGGAACUUGCCUUGUCAGACUGCCUGAAGAAGGCUGUGGUAACCCCAUGCUCUUUGUCAUCGGGAUCUGUGAAUCAUCUACCUCUGAGUGUGCUAUGGUCAGUUGUGUGUUGAUAUGGUGCGCUUGUCUCUACAAAUGGUACACAAUGUAAAGUCGCAUGACAGAACAAAAUAACAUAAGGCAUAAUAACAUCUUAUCAACAAUAUGUUGAAAAAAAUGUAGACACUGAAUAAAAAUACCAGCGCAGUUUCUCACAUGUUAACUGAUUAAGAAAUAAUCAACUACUGUAAUAACUAUGACACUUUUUCUUGGAAAAGUCCUUGAGUUCUCUUGUUGAUGUUGGCAUUUUGGUAUGCCUGAACUGCUGUUAAGGAAAUACCACAGAUUGAGUGGGUUGAACAGAAAUUAUUUUCGUAGUCUUGGAGGCCAGAAGUCUGAGGUCAAGAUCCUCUGAGGCUGGUUUCUUCUAAAUCUUCCCUUGGCCUCUACUUUGAGGAAUUUGUGUCUUUUCAAAAGGAUACAAAUUAAACCAAGCAGGGUCCUACCUGUCUGGGUCCUUUUAGCCUUCGCUUUCUCCUUAAAUGCUAUCUACAGAGUGAUGCACACCAGAAGCUUGAGCGUCAACGACAAAUGGAGGAGGCCCACUGGUCAGAGUGAAACAGCGUAGGAAAGGUCACAGACUGGGAGCUACUGGGAGGUGACCAAAGGAGGAUAACUGAGAUCAGAAGGCCAAUUCCAACAUCUGGUGGAUAUGACAUGUGUGUGCGGCUGGGUUCAUUUGGGCUUGUGCGCGUGUGUCUUUCUGAGCCACUCUGCUCUGCACAGUGCAAAUUGCUGCCCCCAUGUAGUGUAUUGGGCAGAGGAAGUCAUAUACAAGCAGAUAGGAAAUUCAUGUCAGCGUUCACAUGGGAAGACAUUGUAUCUCACAGGCCCCACAGAGAAGCUGAUGGAAUGAGCCAUGGAGCCAGGCAGUCUGAAUCCAUGCCUUCUCUUAAAUAAAACCCUGUGGGAUGUUUAGGAAAAGUGCUUGGCAACCCUGAGCCUAUUUAUGUAUAAAAUGUGUGUUUUAAUAGUGGCUACCCCAGACAGCUGAGUUCAUCUGUAAAGAGGUAUGCUGUCCCUGAUGAGUGUAGUGAGUGUGAGUUCCUUUAGUGUUACCUGUUUUCUGGCAUCAGUAAAGCUGAGAGAACGUGUGAAGUAGCAAAUAGCUGGCACUCUUUUCCACAGCCUGCCCUCGGCAGUGGGCUCCUUCAGCACCACAGCUACCUCACUUAAAAGAGGUAGCACUGGUGAUGUUGCUUGUGAAGAAAGAUGCAAGGAGAUUCGAGGACAGCAGGCUUUCGGCUUACAAAGAAUCUCUUGUAUUCUGUGCAAUCCAAGGAGGCAGAAUCCACAUGAUUCUGCAGAACUGUCGACUGUGGCAUUCACACUCACUCUCUCUCUCUCUCUCUCUCUCUCUCUCUCUCUCUCUCACACACACACACACACACACACACACACGCACACACACAUGAGAAAGAAGAAAAAAGAUACACUACCAGUGUGAGAGCAGAAUCUCGGCCCCAUUGGCUUUCUGCUAUGCAAGGAUGUGACAGAAGUGGAUGAACAACGGUGUCCUACUUCAGCAGGGAGCGAUGCCUGCUGUGUGCGCAGAAGCCAGGGCUUUUGAAGCACCACAUGAGAAAUGUCAGAACAUGCAGUGAAUCUCUUUGAACCAUAGAGGUUUAAAAUCUGCCCAAGUGAUUCUGAGAAGAUACAGUUUGACUCUACCAGGAGGGAGGGAGGGAGGAGAAAAGCCUGGUGCCCAGUGGCUUUCGCCUAGGUAAAGCCUCCUCUGCUAUGGCAGGGCAGUCUGAGCAGCUUUAGCAGGUCAGCAUGGCGCCUGGAGACAGGUGCUCGCUGUUUAGUGUGAUCAUUAUCAGUUCUAAGGGCUUAAGGGAGCAAUGUUCUUGAACGAGUUCGAGGGUAGAAGUCAGAUGCAAGUGGUUCUUGUUCUCCCUCAAUUUGUGCUACCUUGGUGAAUAAGUUCACUCUACCAGAUGCUGCUGGUACCAAAGGGCAACAGUAACCUGCUCGUCAGAGGAUGCUGCUGGGAACAAAUGGGAUCGUGUAUAGUGUGCAUGUCGCUGUAUCUCUGUUGCUUUCCACUGGGAUCACAAAGCUGAGCAAGCAAAAAUUUCUGAGAUGCCAGGCUUCACGGAGGCAAUGGAUUCUACUUCCUAGCAGAGCCGUUCAGCAUCUCGGCUAGGCCGCCAUUACCUGGAGAACUUCAGAAGCACCUCCGCCCAGUGCCUCACUGUUGCUUCAGUUGUAGCUGCUCUGAAUUUCCUGUCCUAAUUUGCCAUCAAUCUGUUUUAAGCCAGACCUGGUGGCACUUUCUUUGUAAAAUGUGGACAGUGCUACUUUUCAGACUUUAUUUUAUUUGAUGUGUAUGGGUGUUUUGCCUACACGUACAUCUGUUUUCCAUGUGUUUGCCUGGUGCUGGGGGUGGGGUGAGGGAGCAGACGCGAACACUGGACGCCCAGGAGCUGGAGUCACAGAGGGUUGCAAGCUGCUCUGACCCACCGAGCCAUCUCUCCAGUCCUGUACCACUAACUUGGAAUCCCCACCUUUAGGAGGCUGAGUCAGGAGGGCAGUGAAUUUAAGGGCGGUGUGACUGGCUACACAGUAAAUGUGAAGAGAGCCUGGGCUACGUUGGAACACUGCCUCAAAGCAGCAACAAAACCAAAAACCAAAACAAGAAGAGAGGACCGACUGUGUUUUGAGAAAGGAGGCUCUCUGUGGCUCCUUCUCAGCUUUGCUUUCCCUUCCUUUCCUCCCCCUCCCCAGGGGCAAAUGUUGAGUUUUUCAGUGUUUAGUUGCCUUCUGGCGUCAUUAUCCUCGUGAUGACCUUGUAGCAACCCCAUUCCUCUUCAAGGGUCAGCCUGGCAUCCUUAAAGACCCUUCAGCCAUGCUGGUGUGUCUGGUUGUCUUUGGAGUUGGCAAGUAGACCAUUAAUCCUGGGGUUUGAGCACAGUCCCUAGUCACUUAAGGAGUGAAUGUGGGGGUAGUGGGUGGAGGAUGGGCACUUCGAUGGGAGUAAGAGGGCACACAGCUAGUUCUCAAAUAGGAGGAUUUGAGCAGAAUCCAGAUGAUUUUAGGGGAGACAGGUUAUGUUAUUCAUGGGCCCUUCCAAAUUUAAGUGUGAAUAAAAAUUUAACUAAAAGAGAAUCAGGUGGACCACUUCCACUUUAAAUGCAAACUGAACUGUUGGCCAGGUCUACAAAGCUAUUGUGAUUUGAAAGCAUUAAAUGUGUUAAAAUCUUAAAGUUGGCUGCUUAUCUGUGUAUGGUAUCUUAGCAACUCUUGUUUGAUGGAAGGUUGUUUACUGCUCCUUAGACUCAACUGUAGGAGAGUUAGGGGUACUGUUCAGUAGAUCUCCUGUGCCGGAGGCUAUUGGUGCAGGUGCACACAUGCUGGCUUGCGUCAUCAUUGUCUGGUUAGAGUUAACAGAAUUCACAUUGAAAAGCACAAGUCUCAGCCCUGUUACCUAAUUCAUGAAGGUUCUGCUAGUCACAGGUGUAAGGAAAUCACAUGCUUUUGGGUUUAGCCUCAUCUGGCAAUUGCUUACUGACGUUGUGGGCACUUUAAUGGUCGUCCAGUUCUUGUAUCUUGGGAAGAGGAGAGAAGAGAUAUUCAUGGAGCAGGGUGAAGAUUCUGCGGUAAGUUUCCUAAACAUAAAACAUCACCCUUGUGUGAGAUGUUAGAUAUUUUAUUUAAAAAGUCCCUCCUACCCAUGAAGACACUGGGAGGGAAGUGGCCCGAUGCCAGAUAGCUCCCAAGUACCGUAGCUUGCACUUGUACCCAGCUCUCUAAAUUGUUUCUACUCUAUAGUGUUAGGGGUGGCUCAAGAGUUCUGUAUGGAAUUGUGAUCAGAGCAGGCACAGGGAGGAGUGGUGGCGUUAGAUGUUGUUUGCUCUCAGCAGAUUCUUUCCUCUCAUGCCCACGUGAUGAGCCUCUACAGCGCUUAUGUCUAGCAACCCCCCAGGAAGUUAGCUCUGUAGGGCAGGUGGCUGAUGUCCUUCUCAUUCUUUGCAGCUAUCUCUGCUAUUAAAUUGCCCUCUGCUAUUAGAUUGCCUGCAUCCUGGGUCCUGGGGUUGUGUGUUAUUUACCUUUUCAUCUCCACGACGCACUCAGCGCGAUGCCUGGCACUUGGUGGAGAUUUUCCUUUUACCUCUAUGUAUUUAGCUACGGAGUCCGGUUCUUGAAACAGACCCCUUGGUUGUGGAAUACAAGACACUGCUGGUAUAACUACCCUUACCAGCCACUCACAGCUGACCUUCACUACUAUUACAUCCUGGAGCUGUCAUUUUAUUGGUCUUUAAUGGUUUCCCAGUUCACAGAUAUCAAAAGGAAGGACUUCGGCAUUAUGUUCCUGCACCACCUUGCAACAAUUUUCUUAAUAACCUUUUCAUAUGUCAACAACAUGGCCCGAGUAGGAACCCUGGUCCUCUGUCUUCACGACUCAGCCGAUGCUCUGCUAGAGGCUGCCAAAAUGGCAAAUUACGCCAAAUUUCAGAAAAUGUGUGAUCUCCUGUUUGUCAUGUUUGCCGUGGUUUUUAUCACCACACGGCUGGGCAUAUUUCCUCUCUGGGUGUUGAAUACCACAUUAUUUGAAAGUUGGGAGAUCGUCGGACCCUACCCUUCCUGGUGGGUUUUUAACCUGCUGCUCUUGUUACUACAAGGGUUGAACUGCUUCUGGUCUUACCUGAUUGUAAAAAUAGCUUGCAAAACUGUUUCAAAAGGCAAGGCUGGGAAGUGGAACCCUUUGCAUGUAUCCAAGGAUGACCGGAGUGACAUUGAAUCUAGCUCAGAUGAUGAGGACUCAGAGCCUCCAGGGAAGAAACCACACUCUUCAACAACCACCAACGGAACCAGCGGUACCAAUGGGUACCUCCUCACUGGUCCUUGUUCCGUGGAUGAUUAACUACCCAAAACUAUAAGUUCUGAACAAAGGGAACUGUUUGUUCCUGGAAGUAUUUAAUAAGUUGCAAAUGCAGUUCCUUUCAUGAUAUCUCAUCACCAGAGACAAAAAAUUAGGAUUCUUGGAGCAUUCUGAAUAGUGUACUGCCAUGUGUCCUGUCUGUGAAUGAAGAAAUCCAUUAUUUCUAUGUAGGCAUGCUGUAUGUAACUGACACAGGGAACAGUAUUUGCAUUUGUCUUAGGAUAUUAUUUAUUUUUUUAUUUGUUUGUAAAUCUGUGGACAAACGAGGAUUCCUUCACUCCUUUCAUUCUCUGGGCUCGUGAUUGACAGUAAGGAUGUCCUGUCUGUGUGUGCCCCUUUUCCACGUUGUGGUCCAGUGUGCCGUGAGCAUCAGCUUUCUUUACCCCUUAGAGCAAGGAACAUCCCAUGCCAGAUCCUCACACAGUUCCCAGUAGGUUGGCUUUCCUUCUGUUCUGCACCCAUUUUCUAUUUGCCCAUACAGUUGGUGACCAUUGCCCCACGUGAGUCUAAACAGGGUGAACCAGGUGUUUUCCUUGCCACUCUUGGUGAUCAGAUGAAAGAGAGUGGCUAUGGGGGGACUUUAGAAUUUUACAGGAAACCGCCUUGGUUUGUCUCUUGUGCACAGACAUGAGACUUCUUUUCUGUGGUAGGUUGUCGGGGGUUGACUAUGUUGGUAACAAAGCUAUUUUGCCCUCCAGUGAAGUCAGUGUUCUGAGUAUGAAACAGUAUCUCUUGCAUAAGUUCCCAGAUACAAGGGCCCCACAUACUGGGUUCUGGGAGUCUCGUAAGGAUAGCCACUGCCCUCAACCAGGUCUUGCCAUGACUUCUACCCUAUUAGUCCAGUCUUCUGUCCUGACGUAUAAAAAAGAGGAAGCCCCGAAUAUUCUGAGGCAGGAAAAGAAAAAGUCUUGUGGGAGUUGGCAAAGACUUCCUUCCCUGCAAAGCACUUUAUUGCAACCAGCUUUCAAGAGAAAGCCCUAUCUGGUAUUAGACUUUGUAUUUUGCUGAGUAAAAUAAAUCGAAUGAGAGAAAGACAAUUAACCCCUUGCCUUCCUCCUCAAAUGCAUCCCAUAAUGACUUUCUUGUUGCUAGAAACAUCCACCCCACAGGACAAGUCUGUUCCAUUUACUGCUCUGACGACUUGUGAGGGCUCCUGUGAAUUUCUCUUCAAGUGGAGCUAUUUCCAGAAAAACAGUAAAAAAUUCUACUGGAGAAUAGCAGCAACAGCUGUGGGGAAAAUUGCCAAAGAAUACGUCAUGAGCCCUCACCCACCCCCACCCCCUGCAGCCAGUGUUACUUUUGUUCGGCUACAGAAACCACACAGAUGAGCCGAGGACUAGACCCAUCUCAUCCUCAGUAAAAAGGAAACUGAAUGGGAUUACAAGUACUCGUGAGUCAAACAUCUCCUAAAACAGGACUCCAAACCAGUCAGCGCUGAGUAACCAAUAGCAAAACAUUACAGUGCAUGACGGUCCUGCUCAGAACCACCCCCACUCCAUUUGGUUCUUUUAAAUUAAAUCUGCAUACCCAUACCUUGAAGCCUGUGAGUUAAUUGUUAAGAGAAGACUCCCGAAGAACUCACUGCAAUAUUAAAUCCUCCUCCACCUAAUUACAAAACAGUAUUUUCUGGUAUGGUCCAGACAAUAAUUUUCAAAGCUUGGAAGCAUGUCUAGUUGUUACCACAGAAGACAGUGCAAGUGACUGUGUGAUUUGAGCCUUGCUGAUAUAUUAGCCAAAACAGUUAUAUGUCUAGGAGUGAAACUUGAUUGAGUGUUUGGGUUUGUGAGACCAGUGAUAAGACACGGGAGGUACUGUUAGUAAUCAGAGCAUUUGCUCAAAUACAAAUGGAUGAAAACCAAGAGCAGUGUUGAGACAGUGAAAGUUUGUCAUCAGCUAAGCUAAGGAACCUACCCAUCUCUAGUUAAUGUCUGGGCUCAUCCUCCCAGGUAUGAGAUGGUUUUGACAACCACUGUGUACUUGUAUUUGAACCAUGUGACACUCUUUAGCACAGAAGAAUUUUAAGAUCAAUCUGUAAAUUCAGAAGAGGUAUAUAAAAAUGAAGUAAGUUGAUCCUGUCCAUAUCAAAGGCAGCUCUAACUCAUCUUCUCCACGGAAGUUACUGUGGAAGACUAGGGGCACGCUUUCUGACUGACACCUUUAGGUUGGCUCAGUCUGCAACGUGUCUGUUGAUUUUUCUGUUUCGUAUUACCUUUGUGAGAAAAUAAUUCUGCUUGGCUAAUUGAAAUGGAGUUUGUAGGCUUUUUCUGGAAUAGAAUAUUAAUAUCUCUGUCUAAUGUUCUCCCAAAAAUGGACGGAUAAGACUGAGAACAGACACUGUCCGCGGAAUCGUAUCCACAUAUGGCAGGCCAUAGCUCUCAGAAAGUCUGACUUGUAAAUCCAGCUUUAGGUUAGUUCUAAGUGGUGAUUUUGGUAAUUAGCAUAGCUUGUGGUGAUGUCUCCUCCUUCCUGGUUGCAUCCAAACUCCCCAGGGUACCAAAGUGUGUGUAGAAAGGACUCUAGAAAAAGUAACUCUCAUAGCUUACCUAGAUUUAGUGGGGGGGAAAGUAGGAAAUCAAGUAGACUUUGGCCUAGAGUCAGUAAUUGAUAUAGCCGUGUCUGAUUUAUGUGUGCAUAUGUAUGUUUCUCCAAAAACUGGUAAAACUAAAUGAUUACUGAUUCAUCAUCGUCCUCCAUAUUCCUUUCCUUAGAAAAAAAACGAACGCAUUCAACCAUGUCCUAAACAGACUUUCCUUCUCUUUAGUUUUGCUUUGCACCAGCUGAGAGUAGCAAAGCCCUCUCAGCCUCUCAGUCACAGAGCUCCCUGAGAUAGACUCAGGUCCUGGAGCAUCUGCUGCCACACAUAGGACACACCCACUUCACUAUCGCAGACUCGGCCCCGUGGAUGUUGAGAGCAGAGGAGCAACUGCAAGGAUCAGUAUUGUGGGUCAUUCGAGUAUUCAUUGUAAAAGUGCAAGUGAUUGCCAUUUAACCCCAUGGUUCUAAUGUCUGCUGAACUGCCAGACAGAGCAUAUCCCAAAUUAUCAUUAGAUUGUGUCAUUGGCGUCCAAUGCUGAUGAACAAGGCAGCAAAGGCACGGACCAAGAAAGACCAGUCAUCUUUAGUCCAUAUGGUAGGUGAGUCUCAAACUGGUAAACUCCUGUCUGAGUCAUACACUUAGCAAAAGCACUGCGUGCUACCAUGGUCCCAAAAGGUGAUGACAUAGCCUAGGUACAGAGGCGGUACUGUCUGCUGUGUGUAAGUACACUUAUUGAUGUUCGCAGAGUGACAAAAAUGUGUCCCUGCUGUGACAUGACAUAGGCCUAUACUUUUUGAGCAAAUGUAUUGCCUUUCCUUCACUUUAGAUAGAAAGGUCUGAAUCUUCCACCUUGCAUUUAAAUCUCAUUGUUACUUGGGCUAAGGAAAAAUGAGACUUCGUUGUUAUAAAGGACAUUGGAGCUCCCCUGAGUCUGUGUUGACCAGUUCUUCUGAGAGAACGAAUGGGUGCCUUUCAUUGCCUCCAACCCAGUUUACAUUACUAAUCAUUUUGGGGUAAAUCAAUGUCAGAGUUGCCUGGAUAUUUGAGUAUUUUCCUUAAUUUGAAGAAGAAAAAUAGUGUGUAGAAUUAGCCCAAAGGUACGGAUGUGGGCCAUUUAUCAGUAUGGGAGAUGAUGUCAUUAACCCAGAGAGGCCGCAACACCUUUGGAAAUAAGAAGUUAAGUGCUGGCCCUUUGUGUAAUGUUUGUGGUACUAAGGCUCCUACCUGCCUUUCACUUUCCUUGUCUUCGGCUUAUUUCUGCUUAGUCAAUAAGUCGUCAUAGCCCUGCAAUGGUUCUAACACCCAAAGGAGAAAAACAUCAAACAAGACCAGAGUCGCCCUGAGGGGAUAGUGAUCACCUGGCUCUUGUGUAGCAAGAAAGAAAUGUGGAGGGCUCUAACUACUGCAGGUGCCUUCAAGUAUGCUGCCCCUGUCAGGAAUGAUCAUAAACGUUCUUAAAGUGAAACAAGACUGUUUCCUUACAUGUAUGCUUCCCACUAUCAGCUUCUCUUCCAGAGGUGAGAUUGUGCCAUUCUCCAAAUGCUGUGAGCUAAUUAGCAAUAGUCUACCAAUCACAUUUUAGUUCCAUGAACUGAUGGGCUAAAGGAGGGCCCUCCUUUCACCUAUGUGUACAUAGCACCCACCCACCCCUAGGAGGCGCCAAGCAGAUGUGGGGGAGCCCUAGCCAAAGCUCUUGAAACUCCUGUAACCACCAAUACUCAAAAGCAGCCACUUUUCAUGGAGAAAAUCAUGUUGAAGAACGUAAGUCACCAUAAGUAAUGAGAUACGUAGACACCCGAAUAAGAAGGUUCGCCUCCUGCAGGCUUUUGUGACUUGAUGCAUCCCAAAGCCUUUGACAGGAAGCAUCGGCAGGUGCGUGCAUUGAGACUCCCACCAAUGCCAAGUGACAGGAAUGCAUCGGCAGGUGCGUGCAUUGAGACUCCCACCAAUGCCAAGUGACAGGAAUGCAUCGGCAGGUGCGUGCAUUGAGACUCCCACCAAUGCCAAGUGACAGGAAUGCAUGGGCAGGUGCGUGCAUUGAGACUCCCACCAAUGCCAAGUGACAGGAAUGCAUGGGCAGGUGCGUGCAUUGAGACUCCCACCAAUGCCGAGAAGUUGCAAAAGCCUGGGCCACAGGGUGAGUUACUGUGUCUGCAUGGAAUCGGGCACUCUCGGAUUGCUGGGAAGCGAUGAGGAGGCGCUGUUAGCCUGGAGCUGGUCUCCUUUAGCUCAUUCACUCACGGCCUUUUAGGCUUCUGGAACUCUGGUAAAAGAAAGCCAGAUGCUAACAUUUUUCUGCUUUCAGUUUACUAAUGACUGUUAGAUCAGCUCUUCCCAUCCCUUCUUCUCUGUCUGGUGCCAUUUUCAGGAGGUGGGAGAGGGUGUGCCCAUGUACACCUGUCUCCUUAACACAGGUCCACGAAUACUUAGCUUCCUGGGUUGUGUGUCUUCUGAGAACCAUGGUACAGCGUCAGUCACCAUAGUUUCUGUGCUCAGUGGAAAAUUUUGAUUUCAUUCAUAUUUUUAUUCUCUUUACCUAUGAUAAAUGUCAUAAACUGUAAAACUCUCCUUAAUGUGAAACUUUUUUUGGUUUUUUGUUUUGUUUGUUUGGGUUUUUUUUGUUUUUUGUUUUUUGUUUUUUGUUUUUUGUUUUUUUUUAGUGUUAGCUGCAAAGCUACAAAGCUCUGGAAUGGUUACAUUAUGAUUCUGGAACGUUCGCUCAAAGCUUAAUUAGCAUAAGUGUGGACCACACUCCAGCUUAAUUCCCCUGUGCACACAGUUCUCAUCACUCCUGUGCCCAAGUCCCAGUCAUUUCCCUUCAUGGCCUGUAGCUGUCAGAGAAAGGAAUGGUGGUUAAUUUGGAGGUUUGUUUCUCUUUUCCAGCUUUCCCUGGGGACUAGAAUAAGUGACAGAACCUCAUUUGUUUUCUAAAGAUAGUUCGGUGCGUGAGCAUCUGUCAGAAGUGGAAUGGUGUGCCAUUAGCCAAUUAGAAUCACUCUGUACUGUCACUGUGUUUUUGCUGAUUUUUUAUAUGGGAAUAUAAUUACUCGUUCUUGAUCUUUGGAAGUAAUUGUUAUUAUGAGGAUCAUUUUACUUUGGAAACACUUUCAUAAUAAAGAUAAACAUUAAGAGUACA